Molecule: messenger RNA, 421 nt
Organism: Gastrolobium bilobum
Lineage: Eukaryota; Viridiplantae; Streptophyta; Magnoliopsida; Fabales; Fabaceae
Exons: 1
Molecular function (GO): DNA binding
Source: RefSeq, a predicted model, not a curated record
AUGCUUGAUGACGAUGAGGAAUGGCGCCCCACUCCCUCGUCGCUGAAUAAUAAAAAAUCAAGAAAGACAACAAAGAACAAUGCAUCGUCGUCUUCAUCACCGCCAACACCAUCACCGCCACAGUCCUCACCAACCCCACCGGUUCUACCUGAGGAAUUCAAGAACCAUAUGAGAGAGCUGAACGGCGGCGGCAGCGAGAUGCAAUUUGUGAUGAGCAAGAAUCUCUCCAAGACAGAUGUGAGCGCCAAGCACAACCGUCUAUCGAUGCCUCAGUCAGAAAUAUGUUGUGAUUUCUUGACUGAGGCUGAGAAGGCAACCUUGCAUGAGAGGGAAGGAAGGCUUCUUCGGGGUGUGGAAGUGAAGGUGUUGGAUCCAUCUUUCAGGGAACAUACUUUGAUACUCAAGAGGUGGGAGAUGACAA